AUGUCUAGUUUUUCAUUAAACACAAGUAUUUUUGAAGAAACUCAUAAAGAAGACACACAAUUGCAAACUGAUCUUUCUAGUUUGCAAUUUCAAUAUUUAGAUCAAGAAAAUAUUAAUUUAUCAACUUUAGAUAAUUCUGAAAUUUUAGAAAUUUCAGAAAAUAAUCUUUUAGAAAAUGAGAUUUGGACUGAAGAAGAAAUUUUAAAAUUUAAAAUAUUAUAUCAAAAAACAAAAAAUAUUUUAGAAAAACAAGAUGAUGAUAAUCAAAAUUUAGAAGAAAAAAUUAAUUUAUUACAAAAUAAUGAAUUUAAGAAAUCUUUUGAUAAAGGAUGUUGUGAUAAAACUUGUUUACAAACUCAAUGUGAUUAUUCAGUAGCAUUAUUAAGGCAUUUAAAUUUUAAUAAUCUUUCUAAAUCUUUUCAGGAUAUGUAUUUAUUAGGAAAAGCAAUUUGUUUAAAUGCUUUUAAAAUAAUUUAUGGAUUAGGAGAAAAAAGAUGGAAAAAUUUAAGAGAUCAUUUUGUAGAAAAUGAUAUAAAUUUACGAAUCAAUUCAAAAACAGGAAAAAUAGGAAAUAGAACAAUAUCAUUUGAAAUA
Racocetra persica is the source of this 594-nucleotide messenger RNA. Lineage: Eukaryota; Fungi; Glomeromycota; Glomeromycetes; Diversisporales; Gigasporaceae. The record is from the annotation of a GenBank genome assembly.